Molecule: messenger RNA, 6230 nt
Organism: Drosophila hydei
Lineage: Eukaryota; Metazoa; Arthropoda; Insecta; Diptera; Drosophilidae
Exons: 4
Coding region: 135-6119 (1994 amino acids)
Molecular function (GO): protein binding; RNA polymerase II general transcription initiation factor activity
Source: RefSeq, a predicted model, not a curated record
AAUCGAUUUACCAUAUUUGACAGCUUAGAAACUUCUUAUUCUUGUAAAAUUUGUAGCUGUUCCGGUGCCCUAUCUGGUUACAAUUUGAAGUCUAAUAAUUUCGUAACAUAAGUUAUCUGUGAGGCAAUAUAAUUAUGAACAAUGGCAGCGCCAAGAAGCGGCCAUCGCCCGAAGAUGGAAAUACAAUUCGAAAAAGGCAAAAAUCAAGGGAAAGUCCAAUAGACAAUGAGAAAACAGAUGAGCCGCUUUCAUCGGAUGCUAAUAACGCGAAUACUGAAACAGUAUUAUCCUAUAUAAAUGGAUUUAGUGAAAUUGGCAUUCAGGAAGAAGGCGACAGUAAAGGUGUCGCCGAAUCAGUCAUUUUGGAAGAUUCGGUGUCACCAGCAACACCGACGAUAGACACAAUAAGCUCGAACGUUGCAACAGUAGUCGAAUCUAACACAAUUGACUUAAAGGCCAAGAACGAGAGUGAUCUCAAGUUAGAACUUUUUGAGAAUCAGAUGCCAACAACUCAACAGCAGUGUGAUGUAGAGCCUCCUGCAUCAGCAAUGGAGGUGGUGGAUGAAGUUGCCUUACCAAUGCUUGAUGGCAAUAAAGAUUGUGAUACAGUGCCUAUGCGCGAAGAAGCAAUUCUGGAACUAGAUCUGAAUAUUAAGACCACUAGUCAGUCAAAUGUGGAAGCUUCUAAAGAGGACAAAAUAAGCCCGAAACUGAGUCAAGUUGAAGAAAAGCAGGAGGUCAAAGAACCCGUGGUGAAAAACAAAGUGAUCCCUGCUCAGCGUCACUUAAAUUUUGAAGAAAUUUUAAUAAACACACAAUCCAAACUCACUUCGAAGAAAAAGGACCUUUGUUCGGGUGAAAGUAAUCAAGAAGUUUCAGUACGUUCCAGUGUGUCGCGGAAAGGUCUGUACAAAGAUAAGAAACGUUCGCAGAAGUACAGUGAAAAAGCGUCGAGGAUCAAAACUAAUUCAGGCAGCUGUGAAAAUUCUGACUUGGAGUUCACUUCUGACUCGGAAAAGUCAUCUGGAGUUGGGCAGAAAGGGGAAUCCAAUGACGAGUCACAUUCGUCAUUUUCACCCAUUUCUUUUGAUAACUCCGAUGACAACUUGGAGAAAGAAGAAAUUCUUGAAGUGGUGAAGAAAUGUAGUAGAGAAAACUUGAGCAUUAGCUCUGAUAAAUCUACUAAAAUUGUCAAUGUGGAAGAUUCGCUGGCGGACCUUGUGGACUUGGACUCAGAUGGAGACACAACAGUUACUGAUCCAACAACUACGAGCUUGGGGCAUUCCAAGUCGGCUAAGUCGCUAGCUCCCUCAACAGACCAUAUAAAGCAUCGCCUAUUGAGUCAAACCAGUGCUUCCCGGAAACCUGCUUUAACCAACAAAAGUCAACCACCCAAACAAUUGGUUUCCCAGGAGCCACUCUCGUUCAUUGCAGAGGCAAUGCAAGCAACCGAUGCGAUUUUUCCCAAAUUGAAAUCAAAAGAAUUGUCGGAUGAACUUGAGCCACCCGAGAAGCCUAGCACGUCUCCUAUAAGUCAGCCAAUAGAUGAUCGAAGAAAGAUCAUAGGUCCACGCACGUUGAGAUUCGAAACUAGCAACUCUAAAAGCUCCAUCUCUAGAGAGUCUCCUCAGGGAGUCUCCUGCUCAGAAAAAAAACGUGACUUUGAAGAGACCAUGAUAACGUACUUAACGAAAAUGUCACGUGAGCCGACUGAGAAAGAUAAAGAAGAGAAGAGCAACGCUGGAGCUGCCAACAGCAUCUCUUCGCCACGUUCUGCUAAAGAGUCGGACAGCGACGAUUCAGUUUGGCGACGAAAGUCUCAAACGUUGAAAACGGAUUUGAAUAACGGAAAAGACUUUUACGAAGAUGAUAGCACGUUUGAAGACGAUAGAUUCAAUUCUGACGAUGAAGACGACGCCAUUAACUCGGAUCUGCCUUACUCGAGCGUGUUGAACGACUACGAGCAACUCUUCCAUGAGAUUCGCAAGAUUGUCGAUCGAGUCCCCAACCGCUUCAAGUACGAAAUCUACAGCCUUCUGUAUCCGACUCUUACGAUAGUCUAUCUCCGAAUGAUUUCCAGCGGCAAGUACCGGAAGGGCAAGGCGUUUGUGGAAGGCUCUCUGCGGUACAUUGAUCACUCAUACAUGGCACGCGUGGAUAAGCUAAUGGUACUACAAACCCCAGGUGAUAUGCCAAACAAGGCCAAAAAGUUAAUCUCUGACGACAACGAGCAGGUUCCCGUCUGCAUGUUUGAGGAAACUUACUAUAUGUUACUGCUCUGCAUGGAGACCUGGAGCCGUUCCAUACAGAUGACGUUCAUAAGACAUUUCGAUCUAUUUCCUGAUGAUAGCAAUGGGGAGCCUCGUCAGCUCAGUCGCAUUGGCUCGGCUAUUUUGGAUAAAAUAUACUGGGCCACUACCGAUGCGGUCAAGGAAAAUAAAGAAGGUAGCCCGCGACCUUUGCGGCGCAGGCGAUUCAAGAAGGACAAACAUUCUCCGACUAGAAACGUCCAUGUGCCAACAGGCAAUCGCCUCUACACUCCAACUCCGAAGCGUUGGGAUCUGGAACGACAUAAGGAUGACGAGGAGCGCCGCGUGCCACUUAACCGCGAAAACUUGCCAUCGACCUAUCUCUAUACGGCGCUUGAAACCUCGGAGACUAUAAUAUGCGCCUGCUUCUCAAACAAGACAACAAUGCUAUCCGUGGGCACUGCCUCUGCUGCUAUCCAUAUUUUCUCGUUGACAUCCUCAAAGUUGGUGCAGCUCAAGUCGGCCAAAUGCCUGAAGCGGCUGGAUACUGGGAUGUCCGGUAUAGACGAGAGCAUGUUGGACGCGACCAAAAGAAAAAUGAGACGCACACUCUAUGGUCACCAAGGGCCCGUCUAUGGGUGCACCUUUGCUCCGCACGAUCGUUUUUUGCUCACCUGCUCACAGGAUCGAACUGUGCGCUGUUGGUGCCUGCUCUCCUGGAGCUGUGUUGUCAUCUACCCGGGCCACUGCGGGGCCAUCUACAGCGUCAUUUAUGCUCCCUUGGGCUACUACUUUGCCACCUCUUCGGAUGAUCGCACGGCGCGCAUUUGGACGCAGGACAGCAAGAAAUCAGUCUGCAUACUUGCCGGGCAUUUGGCCGAGGUUAUCUGCUGCCAAUUCCAUCCGAACAGGCAUUACCUAGCAACUGGCUCGGCUGACUGCACAGUACGCAUGUGGGACAUUGUUAAAGCCAUUCAAGUGCGCGUCUUCAGCGCCCACAGAAAUUCCAUCAAUGCUCUCGCCUACUCCAUAUGUGGGCGGUAUUUGGUCUCCGGAGCUGAUGAUAAUUAUUUGAUUGUUUGGGACUCUGAAAAGGAGGAAAUGGUUCGUUGUCUGGGUCACCACACUGCGCCCAUUAACUGCGUUGAGUUUGCGCUGGAUAACAAACUUAUUAUAGUCGGGGGCCAUGACUGCCAGAUGAGCAUUUGGGACUUUGAACGCUUGGUGCAGGAGUAUGAGCCAGAAAAAUCAAAACAGCUCAAUACGGAUACAGAUUCCAAACGACGUGAGCUACGCAGCGAAGAUUUCCUGAUCAAGUCAUAUGCGAGCAAAGGAACCCCAUUCUAUAAGCUGCGCGUUACUCGAAGAAACCUUCUGCUAGGUUUCUGUGUCAAGCCAGCAAAUAAUGAAGCAAAAGAAUCAAAAGAAACCUCUGAGAGCAAUGCUAAGUACACGGAAUGGCUAGAGUUCUUAGAUAUUCUAAAGCUGAAGGCCUGUUUUGCACAACCCAACAAUGGGAAAUCAAACGACUUGGAAAGUACAAAUGACGACAAUAAAAAGGAAGCCGAAGAGCCGUACAAUACCUCCGACGAUGAUUCCUCUGAUGAUGAAGUUGAUGAUAAUAUAGAUACUCUUAAACAACAAUACUUACAUUUCUCAGACGAUGAUAAUGAAGACACUGAACUAUUAAGGUACUCCAGCGAAGAAGAUUCUGCUGAUGAUGAAGAAUCAGAAGCAAUUAGUGAUUCCGAUGAGGACCUCUCCGAGGAUGACAAUGAAAACUCAAACUUGGUAGACCAGAACAGAAAUAGUUCCGAUGCUGAGCAGGAUGAUGAUGAAGAUUCAAUGGCGAGUUCCGAUGCUGAAACUGAUAAAAGUAAUGAAGAAUCAAAUGCUGAAGAUACAGCAGAAAAAGAAGAUGGAAAGGAUGAUGAAAUGGAACGAUCAGAUAUAUCAACUGCUGAAGAUACAGAAGAAGAAGAUGGAAAGAAUGAUGAAAUGGAAGUAUCAGAUGAAUCAAAUGCUGAAAAUACAGAAGUAAAAGAUGAUGGAAAGAAUGAUGAAGUGGAAGGAUCAGAUGAAUCAAAUGCUGAAGAUACAAAAGAAAAAGAAGAUGAUGAAAUGGAAGUAUCAGAUAAAUCAGAUGCUGAAAAUACAGAAGUAAAAGAUGAUGGAAAGAAUGAUGAAGUGGAAGGAUCAGAUGAAUCAAAUGCUGAAGAUACAGAAGAAAAAGAAGAUGAUGAAAUGGAAGUAUCAGAUAAAUCAGAUGCUGAAGAUACAGAAGAAACAGAAGAUGGAAAAACUGAUGAAAUGGAAGCAUCAGAUGAAUCAAAUGCUGAAGAUACAAAAGAAAUAGAAGAUGGAAAGUAUGAUAAAAUGAGAGUGUCUGAUAAAUCAGAUGAUGAAGAUACAGAAGAAACAGAAGAUGGAAAAAAUGAUGAAAUGGAAGGAUCAGAUGAAUCAAAUGCUGAAGAUACAGAAGAAGAUGGAAAUGAUGAUGAAAUGGAAACAGCAGAUGCAUCAAAUGCUAAAGAUACAGAAGAAAAAGAAGAUGGAAAGGAUGACGAAAUGAAAACAGCAGAUAAAUCAAAUGCAGAAAAUACAACAGAAAAAGGAGAUGUAAAGAAUGAUAAAAUAGAAGGAUCAGAUAAAUCAAAUGCUGAAGAUACAGCAGAAAAGAAAGGAAAGGAUGAUGAAAUGGAAGAAUCUGAGUCACCACAUAAUUCAGAUUUUGAAGAUUCCUCAGAUGGCUGUGAAGAUGAAGAUUCGCAAUCACUUGACAGUUCUGAUAUUGAAACUGAUCAAAAUGAUCAAGAAUCAGGAAGCUUAAUAACUCAAGAACAAAAUGAAUAUGUGACUAUUCAAAAUCAAAAAUCUGAUUCGCAUGAUAGAGAAGAAAAUGAAACAGUUUCAGUGAAGGACUUAGGAAGCAUCAACAUGAAAGAUGAAGAUAAAGAGCCUAUGCCAAAUCUGGAUGCCAGCUAUAAUAAAGAUGGAUGUGAAGGAACAGUACUUGACGGCGAACCAGUUGAUGUAAAUAAUAUGGACAAUAAUAAAAUAAUUUAUACGAGUACAAAAAAUAUCGAUACAGAAUCAGUUAGUACUGAUAUUGGUUCAGAACCGAAUUCUGAUAUUGAAUUAUCUGAAGAAGACAAACAGCCCGAAAGACGAAAUAGUUCUGAGGCAGAAAAUAAGGAUGAGAGUUCUGACGAAUGUGCAUUCAAUUCUAACGAAUAUGAUGAUUCUGACAAGGUGGAGAAAGCUAAUAAUUUAAUGGACAUAACAGACAUAACAGACCAAUGCAUUAACGAUGCCAAAGAAGGGUCACAAGUAAAAGAGCUAAAACUUGUAGAGAGUUGUAAUGUUUCCAUGGGCAAUUCUGAUAAGGAAGCAGAUAUAGAAGAGGACUUUGACAUUCAGUUGCUUAACAGUAGAAAAGAGAAUUCCGAUGUUGAAAACAUUGAGAAAGAUGUAAGCCAACCGUAUGAAAAUAAAUCAAUAAUUGGAGAAUUGAUUGAAGAAAAUAAAAAGGAAAUUGCCAUAUUUGAAUCAACUGUUGAAUCUACUAAAGAAGAAAAAUUAUCAGACAUACUUUCGAAUGCUAACAUCUUAAGCGAGAACGAAGCAUUGGUAGGAGAUUUGGAGGAACUAACAACAAAUCCAAGUUUUGAUAUUGAUUCAUUUGUUGAUGAACGCACAUCGAAUAUUUCGAUGUUAACUACAUUGGCGAAUACGGAAAUGAAUCAAGAACCAGCCCAGAGCUCGGACGAUAAGAUAAGAUUAGAGCAAACUGAAGAUAAGUUGAAAGUAGAGCAAAGUCCCAUGGUUGAGUUAAAGAUGGAUGCACGGGAAGAAGAGACAAAGGAAUAAUAGACAAUAAUAGAGGAGAAUAGAAGAGGAAUGAAAUCAAAUAUUACAGAUUUUUAAUAACUUAAAUUGGGAUUACAAAAUAGCAAUUCAAGAAUGUGUUGUAUUACCCGA